AUGGACUGGAAGCUACAACCGCGACAGCAACACGCCGAAAACACGGCGUAUAAUAUUGUGGAGAAAAAAAUUUACAAAAUGGAAAGGCUAGAGACCUUAGUGGCGCAGACGUCUGUCAUCCAACACCCCCACAUUUCGAGCCUCAGAGCAUAUUACACGCAGGCCGAUGGUAAAAUCAGCAAAAUAAAGUCUAUCGAAGUCUGUAGCACGAACAGCCGUCGGAUCAGCUGGUCCACAUGA
This is a messenger RNA of Macrosiphum euphorbiae (potato aphid), 240 nucleotides long. NCBI's taxonomy places the organism in Eukaryota, Metazoa, Arthropoda, Insecta, Hemiptera, Aphididae. The record is from the annotation of a GenBank genome assembly.